This is a messenger RNA of Lodderomyces orthopsilosis Co 90-125, 1206 nucleotides long. RefSeq lists its product as uncharacterized. Bases 1 to 1206 code for a protein of 401 amino acids. Lineage: Eukaryota; Fungi; Ascomycota; Pichiomycetes; Serinales; Debaryomycetaceae. The transcript has a single exon. The record is from RefSeq and is a predicted model, not a curated record.
AUGUCUGUACUAUCACCUUUGGCUCACUCUACCAACAACCCGCAUCUCACUAAAAACAUUAUUGAUAAACUAGCCAUUAAUCCACAAACAUCAAAUGUAUCAGCAUCACUACCAAUAACACCAACUUCUAUAGAUACACCUACGCUAGACAAUGAAGGAAAUGACGUCACCAAAACCACUGCAAAACCAACAUACAAGUCACUUCCGAUUUCGCCACAACCAUCUAGACCCACUUCCCAGCUAAUAGGUUCACCAAGACUGGCGUUUGCUGAAGAAUUGGCACAACUACAAAACUAUUUCGAGUCGAGGCAUGCACCAUCAUUUGGAGACGAUGAAGAAGAAUUAGAUGAGACAGAAAGUAUAGUAUCGGAAGCUUUUAGUAUAAUGACCCCUGAUUUCAUCACCACGUCUAGAAACAACAACUAUACUGAUAUUGGAGGUAAUGUUAUUCAACCUUAUUGGCCAACUCAACAACAAAGGCUACAGCAACAGCAACAGCAACUAUCUUCAAGUAAUGCUGUGUCAACUGCAGCUUUCCUUGGUGAUUUAAGACUGACGCUUCCAUCAAUCACAUCUAAUGAUUCACCAUCCACUAUUUUAACCUCGUUUUUCUCCAAUCAAUUGUUUUAUGCACAAAACUUAACUCAACUUCCACAACACUUCAUCAAUCAAGAAUUUGACAGUUUUAGUCAUGAUAUAGUACUUAAUCCCCAUAUACCUUGCAAAAAGCAUCAUGCUAAAAUUAUUGAGCAGUUAGAUCAAUUGUACGUUUCUUCAAUUGAAUUAGUAUCUGUUAUAACCAUGUUCAACUGCUUCAUUGCCAAGAUCAAUUGUCAUGAAGUUGGAUUGCAAAAUUUGAAACUGAUGAAAUCACAAUUUGAUUCAUUAAUCAAUGACUAUUUGGGUCAACACGUACAUCUCAUUUUAGAUAAAAUUAUUGAUGGUUUAUAUGAAUACAACCUAAUGAUUGAAGAAAUGUUGGAAGAGGAUGAACAAAAUAAAGGGGUGGAAGGGGGCGCUGGUGAUGACGCUGUUGCUGAUUACGACACGAUUAAUGACUACUAUAAUGAAAUCGAAACGACACUUAAAUUAUCCAAUUCAAAAUUAACGCAACAAGAUUGUGAAAAAUUUUAUAAUUUGUUGAAUAAUGAAAUUAUUCAUGAUAAACAUUGGAUCGAUUAUAUUGCCCACUUAAAAAAUUUAUAG